Polychytrium aggregatum is the source of this 429-nucleotide messenger RNA. Its product is annotated as mitosis protein DIM1-domain-containing protein. The record is from RefSeq and is a predicted model, not a curated record. The coding region runs from base 1 to 429 and encodes 142 amino acids. Lineage: Eukaryota; Fungi; Chytridiomycota; Chytridiomycetes; Polychytriales. Gene Ontology annotation, biological process: mRNA splicing, via spliceosome. The transcript has 2 exons. Gene Ontology annotation, cellular component: spliceosomal complex; U4/U6 x U5 tri-snRNP complex; U5 snRNP.
AUGAGUUAUUUCCUGCCGCACUUGAUUUCCGGCUGGCACGUCGAUCAGGCCAUCCUGAAUGAGGAGGAGCGGGUGGUCGUCAUCCGCUUCGGUCACGACUGGGACCCGACCUGCAUGAAGAUGGACGAGAUCCUGUACGGCAUCGCCGAGAAGGUCAAGAACUUUGCCGUCAUCUACCUCGUCGACAUCUCCGAGGUUCCUGAUUUCAACAAAAUGUACGAACUGUACGAUCCAUGCACAACGAUGUUCUUUUACCGCAACAAACACAUCAUGAUCGAUCUAGGAACAGGAAACAACAACAAAAUCAACUGGGCGCUGGAGGACAAGCAGGAAAUGAUCGACAUUGUCGAGACUGUCUAUCUCGGCGCACACAAGGGCAGAGGCUUGGUCGUCUCGCCCAAGGACUACUCCACCAAAUAUAAAUACUAA